AUGACCUGUCCCAAAGUCGUGGAAGCCGCCAUCGAGGCCCUUCCCCAGCAGCAUAAGUCCAUCCUCAUCCAGCUUGAAAACCUGUACUUUGACUACAUUAACCAAAGGCCUAGGAAGGAGCUCUCCGAGGAUCUGAACUCUCUGAGCCAGACCGCAUACAAGUUGGCCAAAUAUAUUGAAGAGAACGACAAGAGCGACACCGGGUUCUCAGAUUCGGCCUGCGCCAUUUCAGCUGGGAUAUUGGAGGCCGCUGUCCUGGUCAAGGAGACACCAUACUUCGUUCAUCAUGUCAAGCCAGUUCGUAGUGCGAUGGAAAAUCUCCUACAAGCCACCUUUCGCGAGUUCAGAAAGAUAGCUGGACAGGUAGGUUCCACCGAGGAGCAGCCCUCUUGGAGGUUUAGGAUGAACAUUGUCGAUCGACGCCUGAAGGAGCUCGGACUCGCUGGUACCAAGCAAGGCGAUGAUAUAUCCAUGGACUUCUCUCGAUGGUUUGAUAAACAGUAG
This is a messenger RNA of Penicillium brevicompactum, 504 nucleotides long. RefSeq lists its product as uncharacterized. NCBI's taxonomy places the organism in Eukaryota, Fungi, Ascomycota, Eurotiomycetes, Eurotiales, Aspergillaceae. Bases 1 to 504 code for a protein of 167 amino acids. The record is from RefSeq and is a predicted model, not a curated record. The transcript has a single exon.